UAUAUUUAUAUAUAAAGAUCAGACCUUGAAACCAUCCAAAGGUGACUUGGAAAUUGCAACUUAAAAAGAAGGAAAAAAAAAAAGGGACAAAUUUCCCGGCGACGAAACAGCGGUUUCCCGGUGGAAUGGACCCUCGUGUGGCCAGCAAUCAAACCGGACCAUGGACAAACGAGAAGCACCUGCACUUUUUGAACUCAAUGGAGGCCGCCUUUGUCCGCACAAUGCUCGAAAACAACGGUCGUCUCCUCCGUCUCGAUCGUUACUUGCCGGACAGCGCAGAGUCUACCCUAGAUUUGAAAUCACAGUCACAGAGACGAAAAAAGCAUACCACCUCAGCCGUCGUCCAAACAAACCACAAAAAGAGCAUUGAUAAUGCCGAAUAUGCCAUUGGAAGAUAUUUUUGUGGGGAUCGUAUUGUUGGUCCAACUCCAAGGACCAGAGUGGCUGACAGGAGCGACAAGAGACCGAGGAGACUGUCAUCUCAGAGCCAUGAUCCCUCUCAAGAUCAGGUGGUCCCACAGAUUGAGAACAGUGCUGGUGAUAAAGGUGAAAGUGACCCUCCUAAUGCAGCAGUGGCACCUGCCAAUUGAGAGGGAUUCUUUAUCUCUCUCUUGUUAUUAUUAUUAUUUUUUUUAAUGUUUUCUUUUUCAGCUCUUUAAUUAGUUUAUUGCUAUGGUUUAGUUGGCAUUAUUAGUGUUUUUUUAAGGAUAAUGUAGCUAAAAUUAGGAGGAAUUUUAUGAAUUGAGAUAAGGUUGCAUACUGUGCUGAGCAAGAAGCCUUAUAUAAAUAUUCUGUACUCCUGGACCUUUUUCAAGUGAUAUUUUAAGAAAUUUUUUUUCUUAUUUUA
Molecule: messenger RNA, 847 nt
Organism: Hevea brasiliensis (rubber tree)
Lineage: Eukaryota; Viridiplantae; Streptophyta; Magnoliopsida; Malpighiales; Euphorbiaceae
Exons: 4
Coding region: 126-590 (154 amino acids)
Biological process (GO): response to cold; regulation of circadian rhythm
Source: RefSeq, a predicted model, not a curated record